This is a messenger RNA of Colletotrichum acutatum, 696 nucleotides long. RefSeq lists its product as uncharacterized. The record is from RefSeq and is a predicted model, not a curated record. The transcript has 4 exons. Bases 379 to 666 code for a protein of 95 amino acids. NCBI's taxonomy places the organism in Eukaryota, Fungi, Ascomycota, Sordariomycetes, Glomerellales, Glomerellaceae.
CAACACCAGGGAACAAAAGUCCAAUGUCACCACCUUAGUUGCACUUGCCCUCACGCCUGAGUUUGUGCCUGUCAGCAAGUGCCACCUCUAUCUUAGGUAGGUAGGUACCUUGCCUCUGGUGUACUUUCUACAGUAGGUAAAUUAGGUAUCGUCGAAUACCGCGAAAAGUCACCUUGGGACGGCAAGUUUUGGCAAGGUGCUUGCCGACCUGCACCUGCCUACCUACCUAUGAUGGUGAAAACAUGCGAACUCACUCUUACCUUAGCCUCAAGGUUGGCCUUGCGCUUUCGAUGGCCAGGAAAGUGGGGAGACGAGAGAGAGAGAGAGAGUGGACUUUUGGUGUGAUUGUCCACGCGACAUGGCUCUGCAAAAAAAUCGAUGUCACUUGGAAAACCUCGUCGGUCAGCUGUCCCAGCCUGGCAAACCUGGGCCUUUUUGCUCCUUCCGAGAAAGAGGGUCCUCCAGCUUGAAGCCGUCUCCAAGCUAGGACACUGUCAUUGGCUUGGCAUGACAAGCCAAAAGGACGGGAGUUCUCUGCCCCCCAAGCAGCUUCUGGCGAGCUGCAGCGUGCCCUUUGCCAAUCUGGUUCGCUGCUUGAUUUUCCCUCAUGUUCACCGACCAGUAAGCUCGACCCAUAUUGUAGCCUGUAAUACCUUACCGCAGUAGGUAGGCCUCAAUCAACCCCCAUCCCGGCUU